UUUAUCUACUAUUUUACACAUAUUUUUGCUCUAUUUUUUAUCAUUAUUUAUGACCCUGUAGACGUUGGUGAACCCAUUUCAAGCACCAAAACAAUUAAUCCACAUCAGUAAAGAUUUAUUUUCACAAAAUAUUUGAAGAAUUUCAAAAACUAUAGGCUUCAAUUUUUCAGUAUUUGGGCCAAAUGAUCCGUUUACAUAGUUAGGGGCUUCAUUAUAGAGAGAGCUGAGAUUGAUCUGAGAAUUGUGAUAUAAAACACUUGGGGUAUUAUGUGAUGUGCACGUACCCUUUUAAAAGGUGAAUUUAAGGAAUAAUGUGGAAAUCGAGAAAAAUGCCCUUUGACCCCAAAGCCAGGGUUUAUGUUAGGUUGUAAUGGGUCGUAUCUCCAGGACCCGCUCCACUGUGCGAGCAGCAGCAGCAGGAGGAGGAAGAGGAGGAAGAGGAGGAGGAGGAGGACGAGGAGGAGGAGGAGGGGCGAGAGGGAAACCCAGGAAGGGGUUACAAAUAUCGCGUUGCUGCUGUCGCGCCGUCAAGUCUCCACAUUCACAGGAUUUGAAGGUGUAGGAGCGACUCUGGAUGAAUGAGACGGAUGGGAGUUUAAACUUUAUGUGGUUUCGAAGAGGGACGUGCUCUCCUUGACUCGCGGUGAUGUUUACGGGACCGGACAGGCUCCUCCGCCGCCCAGCAGCGGCAGUGUCAGCCCGACCGAGGUGCUCAAGGAUGAAGCGCGUCUCCGAGCAGCGCUGCUCAACUACGGUGCAGUAGUGUGUAAAAUAAUCGCCUGGUUGUUUUCGCCCGUGCCGAGCUUUUGAACACGUUGUCCUUUGUAAUCAAAUGUGAGGAGCAGCUCACGUUUUCUUCGGGCUCGGGGGGGAGGUUGUUGAGGAGCAAGAGAAGAAAACUUGGGGCUCAGCGGCUGAUCGGCUCAUCCUGCAUGGACAUUGUGUUUGCGGUGGUCGCUCAGGCCUGCAGUCGCUCCGCCGGACGGUAUCGAGGCGCACGGACCUCUGGCAAAAUGUCAAGGAUGCUCCGAGAGGGAGCGCAGACCGCAGGGACGGCAGCAUGACUGCCCAGGCGGAGACACAGGACACGGGUCAGAAGCGGCGCUGAGAGAACCCCCCCCCCCCCCCCCCCACCCUUUUCUAAGAGACACUGCUUCAAUCAGACAGGAUGGGACCGUUCGACAUGUGUGUAUUACCGCGGGCUUCUUCGACGUGACACCGGGCUCCCUGUCGGAGAGUGCGCCUCUUUGGCUCCGGGUGCGCCAGGACACCGCUGCCGCUGCCGCCGCUGCCGCUGCCGCUGCCGCUGCCGCCGCUGCCGCUGCCGCUGCCGCUGCAGUUCGGGUGUGAGGUGGAGCGCCGGUGGAUGCCGCAGCCCUGCCGGGUCACAACGCAGAUCAGUGAGGGGUCAACAGAUUGUUUUAGUGAGGGGAAUUCCCCCGCCAGGAGCCCCCUCCCUCCCUCCCUCCCUCCCUCCGCCAUGGAUGACUCGGGGAUAAUACGACGCCGGAGGCUGCAGAAGGAUUUGCCACUGCCUCGCAAAAACAGCAGUUGUCGUACAAGCAACAGGAAGAGUCUGAUCCUGACCACCACCUCGCCCACGCUGCCUCGCCCACACUCCCCUCUGCCCCUCCCUGGACACCUCGGAAACAGCCCUCUGGACAGCCCGCGAAACUUCUCUCCCAGCAACCCGGCACAUUUCUCGUUCGCCUCCUCCAGAAGAGCCGACGGACGGCGAUGGUCUUUGGCAUCUUUGCCCUCCUCUGGAUAUGGCACUAACACUCCCAGCUCAACGUCCUCCAGCUCCUCGCAGGAACGGCUGCACCAGCUGCCCUUCCAGCCCACCAUGGACGAGCUCCACUUCUUAUCCAAGCACUUCGGCAGCACCGAGAGCAUCACAGACGACGAUGGGGGCCGCUCCUCGCCCCACAUGCGCCUGCGCUCCCGUAGUCUCAGCCCCGGACGCUCCUCCUCCUGCUAUGAUAAUGAGAUAGUCAUGAUGAACCAUGUGUAUAAAGAGCGCUUUCCAAAGGCCACGGCGCAGAUGGAAGGGAGGCUGGCCGAGUUCAUCCAGGCUUUCUCUCCGGAAAAUGUUCUUCCACUAGCUGAUGGAGUCCUCAGCUUCAUCCAUCACCAGAUAGCUGAGCUGUCCAGAGACUGCCUGGCCAAAGCCCGCGAGGGUCUCAUCACCUCUGUCUACUUCUUUGAGCUGCAGCAGAAUCUGGACAAGCUGCUUAAUGACGCCUUUGAGCGUUCGGAGAGCAAUGAGAUGGCCUUCGUCACAGAGUUGGUGAAGAAGCUCCUCAUCAUCAUCUCUCGGCCUGCCAGGCUUCUGGAGUGUCUGGAGUUCAACCCCGAGGAGUUUUACCAUCUGCUGGAGGCGGCAGAGGACCACGCCAAGGAGGGCCAUCUGAUGAAGACCGACAUUCCUCGUUACAUCAUCAGCCAGCUGGGACUGACCAGAGACCCUAUUGAAGAGAUGGUAAACCUCGACAGUUACGACAGCGAGGGGCCGCUGACGCCUGAAACCGAUGACUCGACAGAGGGGAAGAUCAGAGCAAUGAAACCACCGGGAGAAGCAGACUUCCAGACCAUCAAGCUCAUCAGUAAUGGAGCGUACGGCGCCGUGUACCUGGUGCGUCAUCUCGAGACACGGCAGCGAUUUGCCAUGAAGAAGAUCAACAAGCAAAACCUGAUCCUGAGGAACCAAAUCCAGCAGGCCUUUGUGGAAAGAGACAUCCUCACGUUUGCAGAGAACCCUUUUGUCGUCUCCAUGUUCUGCUCCUUCGAAACCCGCCGGCACCUCUGCAUGGUCAUGGAGUAUGUAGAAGGUGGAGACUGUGCCACUCUGCUGAAGAACAUCGGGGCUCUGCCUGUGGAGAUGGCUCGCAUGUACUUCGCAGAGACGGUGCUGGCGCUGGAGUACUUACACAACUACGGCAUCGUACACCGUGACCUCAAGCCUGACAACCUCUUGAUUACCUCAAUGGGUCACAUCAAGCUGACAGACUUCGGUCUGUCAAAGAUGGGUCUGAUGAGUCUCACCACCAACUUAUAUGAGGGACACAUAGAGAAGGAUACUCGGGAGUUCCUGGAUAAACAGGUGUGUGGAACCCCAGAGUACAUCGCCCCUGAGGUUAUCCUUCGUCAAGGUUAUGGGAAGCCGGUGGACUGGUGGGCUAUGGGCAUCAUCCUGUACGAGUUCCUGGUGGGCUGCGUGCCUUUCUUUGGAGACACUCCGGAGGAGCUGUUUGGACAGGUCAUCACAGAUGACAUAGUUUGGCCAGAAGGGGACGAGGCUCUCCCCGUCGACGCCCAGCACCUGAUCUCCUCCCUCCUGCAGACAAAUCCAAUGGUUCGAUUGGGCACAGGUGGUGCUUUUGAAGUGAAGCAACACUCAUUCUUCACAGAGGUGGACUGGAACAGCCUGCUGAGACAGAAGGCAGAGUUCAUCCCUCACCUGGAGUCAGAGGAAGACACCAGUUAUUUUGACACUCGCUCCGAGCGCUACCAUCAUGUGCAUUCAUAUGAUGAAGAUGAUACCAACGAUGAUGAGCCUGUGGAGAUUCAUCGCUUCUCAUCCUGCUCCCCUCGCUUCAGCAAGGUGUACAGCAGUAUGGAGCAUCUGUCCCAGCUGGAGCAUAAACCCCACGGUGUGACUCUACGGGAGCACAAGGUCCCCAGGGAGGAUCGAAUGGCCAAAAGAGAAAGCCUGGGGAGUGUCACCCUCAGGGACAAGAGCUGGAGGACUGGAUCUCCUGAGAUGAAGCGCUUGUCCUGCUCCGAGUCCUCCUUCACUGAGAGUGAGUCCAGCCCACCGUCGGGGGCCCGAAGACGCUUCUCCGCCCUCAUGGAUACACACCGCUUGGCCUCCCCUCUGGAAGUCGACUCUGAGCUUCCUGUAUCCAGCAGGCAGCCUCCGAUGAAGGCAAGGGGAACGUCCCUGGAAGGAGCCAUGGGUGCAGUCCCCUCUCAGGGCGACCUGAGAACAUACCUGAAGGACAGCAACGGGCUCACGGCGGGAGAAAAGGUUCUGAGACCUGCGGACGCAUCGUUGCCUUUACCUGGCAGUGCUACAGCUCUGGGGCUCCCAGAGGCACCGGCGCCCCGCGGGGCCACCACUGACCUGGUGCUGCGGAGAGUUCGCCACCAGCAGCUGUCAGCCGAAGGAGAAAAACGUAGCUCACGACCAGGAACCAAAGUUAUCAAAUCUGCUUCUGCGACGGCUCUGUCCGUCAUCAUCCCUGCAGGUACAGUGGAGCAACAUGGCGCCUCCCCUCUGGCGAGCCCCAUGUCUCCUCGCUCCCUCUCGUCCAACCCUUCCUCCCGCGACUCCUCUCCCAGCAGAGACUACUCUCCGAUGGUCAACGUCCUGCAUUCCCCGAUCACCAUCCAUCGCUCCGGGAAGAAGUACGGCUUCACUCUGCGAGCCAUCAGAGUCUACAUGGGAGACAGCGAUGUCUACAGCGUGCAUCACAUGGUCUGGCAUGUGGAGGACGGAGGCCCCGCCCAGGAAGCUGGACUCAGGGCCGGGGACCUGAUCACUCACGUAAAUGGGGAGUCAGUCCACGGUCUGGUCCAUACAGAGGUGGUGGAGCUCAUCCUGAAGAGUGGAAACAAGGUGACAGUUACAACUACUCCUUUUGAGAACACCUCUAUAAAAGUGGGUCCCGCCCGCAAGUCCAGCUAUAAAUCCAAGAUGGCGCGACGCAGCAAGAGGACAGGGGCCAAGGAGGGACAGGAUAAGAAGCGCAGCUCCCUGUUCAGAAAAAUCACCAAGCAGUCCAACCUGCUCCACACCAGCCGAAGCCUCUCCUCUUUAAAUCGCUCGCUGUCGUCUGGGGACAGUCUCCCGGGCUCGCCCACCCACAGCCUCUCCGCCCGCUCGCCCACUCAGACUUACCGCUCCACCCUUGAAUCCCCUUACCUGGGCACCUCCUCCCAGAGCAGCUCCCCGGCAUCCAGCACCCCGAACUCCCCGGCAGCCUCUCACCACAUGAGGCCCAGCUCCCUGCACGGCCUCUCUCCCAAACUCCACCGCCAGUACCGCUCUGCACGCUGCAAGUCUGCCGGCAACAUCCCUCUGUCCCCUCUGGCUCACACUCCCUCCCCGACCACCUCCUCUCCUCCGCCUCUCACCGGCCACACGGUAGGAAGCUCCAACACCACGCAGAUGUUUCCCGCCAAGCUGCACUCCUCGCCUCCUGUUUCCCGCCCUCGUCCCAAGAGCGCGGAGCCGCCCAGGUCCCCCCUGCUGCAGCGGGUGCAGUCGGCGGAGAAGCUAGGAGCGCCGAUUCUGCCUUCCUCCUCUUCUUCGUCAUCCUCACCUUCUCCUCUGACAGGCGGGGUGUCGUUGCGCAAGCAUAGCCUGGAGGUGACGCAUGGGGACUACAGGAGAGAGUCUUUCCACUGUGAGCACAGUCUACAGAGUCUGUUGGAGAUGGAGGGAGAGAACGGACCUGCCCCUCCAUCUCCUUCAUCAUCUUCCUCCCCGUCUCCUCCCAUGGGAGGGGACAUUGGAGGCCUGAAGCCAGUGAGGAGGCUGGGAAGGCAGGAGUCGCCGCUCAGCCGUGACACACUGCUCACAUCAAGAGAGAAAGAUACGCAAACCACCGCACCUGAGGCGCAAACUGAGAGUGUAGCUACUAAAGCUGCGUCCAAGACCAGCGCUGUUGACACGAGUAAAACAUUAUCCACUGCUGAGGUCCUAAAGAGUACCGCGGCCGCAGUGGAGAUCAAGACUCGUCCAGCGCCGGUCUCAUCCACUACACAGACCAAGCCGAGCCCCGGGGACAAACUUCCAAAUGGAGGUGCUUCAAGUUCUGAGGCAACGGCGUCCAAGAGUAAACUCAGCGAGAAAAUCUCAGCUCCGGGAGCAUCGAAGGGCGUCCAACAACAAGAGAGUAAGCAGCAGAGCGCACAGACGGUCAGUGGAGCUGCACCCGGAGCUCAGGAGAAGACUGAGGAGAAAGUCAAAGGCGCUGCAGCUGCAGACAAAGGUUACGUGCAGAAAGCUUCAUCUUCAGAGCAGUCCAAGCAACGAAAAGGCACGGAGACGGGAGAGAGAGGAGGCGUCAGUGGCACCGAUAAAGCAGCUGAGACGACCAAGGUCAAAGGUCCUGCACCCCCUGUUCCAACCCAGGCUCAAACCCACACCGCAGCUCAUGCGCCAGCUGCUGCCAGAUCCAAAGCGGAGAAGGUGUCAAGCAGUUACCGUGGGGCCAAGGAGGAGAGGGCACACUUGGAAGUCCUGGAGGAGAACCCCAUGUCACCCUCCUCUAAUGCGGCCUCGCCCUGCUCAAGCAAGUCUCGCCCCAUGUCUCCGGGGGAUAAAGCCAGCUUCGUCACCCAGCUCACGAGCGUGGCCAAAACAGUGCUCGGGCCGAUAAAGGGAGCGUCACAACAGGAGGGAGCCAAGGUCAAAGACACCUCCAAGUCGAGCGAGGAGAAGCGAGGAAGCGCAGCGGGAAAAGCAGAGGCUUCGUUCGGGGGCGGACGUCGGGGGGCUCAGACGGCAACCUCAGCCGGCGCCGGCACUGUCCCGUCUGAAAAAGGAACCGGUCGGAGCUCGAAGCAUCAUUCGUGAUGACAGAGCUCCAGAAAGAGUCAGACUCUCCCAUGUAAUGCCUUUUACUGUAGCGUCGCACUGACAUAUCAUGAAUUAACAUGACUUUGAAUGAAAGGGAGACAUAAAUAAAUGCCUGAAGAAAUAACACCAAAUAGAUGACAUGUGACAUGUAGACACAUAAGAUGUGAACAAAGAUGCAUCAGCUUCUGUUGGAAGACGUGUGCACAUGGUAUCAUAAUGUAGGCCUGUGUAUGUGCUGUACGUUCAUCACGAUGUGUUGUACAUAGUGGAAAAAAGAAAAAGAAAAAAAAAAGCAUAUGUCUUAAUGCAUGUCUUACAUUGUACAUGGAAAAUGAAAGAAUAUUUAAAAAGAAGGUGAAAAAUAUAAAGCAGACCUAAAGGUAGAGAAACACUGUGAACAACAAUUUCGACAGACCACGUCAACAAGCAGGAUUCUGUUAUAAAAAUGGGCAUUACUCAUAUUUCAGAUCAGCUCCAGUGCCAUCAUUUAGCUCAUAUAUACAGUAUCUAUAUAUACGACACAGUACAACAUGUGUUUCCUUACAGUUCAGUUACUAAAAGGGAUCAGGCGUGGAAGGAUUAGUCUUGUAUCACGUAGCGAAGAACAAACUGCACCAAGAUACCAAAACGCUUGCAGUGACGGAAUUAGAUGGUGAAUCAGCUGGUUUGCCUCAGAUCUGUUUAAGGGCUGAAUUUCAGUGGGAUUGAAAGAGGUAGAUUAGAUGAACUUGCACAGGGACACUAUGCAAUGUGCUAACGAUUUUUUUUUAUUUUAUUUUAUUUAUUUUUUUGGUGUCCCCAAAUUACUAAGUUUACAUUGUGCUCAAAGGCAAGAAGAAAAGAUGGAGGAAAAAGGUUGCAAUAAGCCAAGCAAACGCAUUUUGUUUUAAAAGUUGUCUCUAUUGAUCGUAGUGAAAUGUGCAAUUAUACUGUAUAUUUUAGGCUGUUAUGUGAAUACAUUAGCGUGUUCAGAGUCUGGUAUAAGGAGACAAAGUGUGUGACGAACCAUAAUGAAAGUAGCACUCACAGCAGAGUAGGCUAGACAUGCUCUUUCACUCACUCUUUUCUAUUUAUGCAGAAGAACAGUUUAUUGUAUAAUGUUACGUGUGAAGGAAAGUGCCAGUGUUUUUAUUUAGAGAUAAUGUGAUUUUUUUUGUUUCUGUUUUUUUUUUGUUUGUUUACACUUUAAUGUAUAAUAAUAUGCAAUCCAUCAGUGCCGAGCAACUGAGCACCCUAGUCAGUGAUACUGUAGUAGACUACACAAAGCCAGGAGUAGAUUUGUUGAGAGCAUCAUAGUUGCUGAGGUCGUGUUUGUUCUUGUGUAUUACAGCAAAAAAUCCUCUUGAUAGUUUUUGGGACCCCAGGCUCAGAGCUGUCUCAGACUGCCACCUUGUGGGCGACAUCACAUGACACCAAAAGCCCUGAGGCGCGACGACAGAUAGGUGUAUGUAUGUGUAAGUCUGAUAUCUCCUGCCUGCGGAUCGUUCCAUUUCCUACAUUGUGAGUCUGAUGCAUAAUUAUUCUGUUGAUGAACACGUUUAAAAAGUCUUUAUCCAUUAUGAUGUAGUGGUUUAAACCGACAUGAACCCGAUGUUUGGACAUUAAACGCCAGUGUUUUUUGUGUGUGAUGUGAGGAAAUUGCACUUUAUUUUGUGUCAGAUACUUUUAUUUACUUAUAUAUUUAUUUUGUAAUUUUUCUAUUUGUUGUAUUUAUUAAACUUUUUUUAUUUAUUCCAAUGUUUUCACAUCAGUUAGUGAAUUUCUGCUUUACUACAGAAAUUAGUUACUGAUGAAUUUCACAUCUAGACUGAGAAAUCUACCGAGUCUGUGAGGCUGUGCAGUUUGGACUCAUUCCAUAAGUCUGAAGUUAUAAUAUUGCUGUCAUGUCCAUCUUUGUCCAAGUGUUAGACUUUUUUUUUACAACAACUAUCUGUGACUGUUGUUGUUCAUUCCAUUGCUACAUAUUUACUAGCCACCGUUGUAAAAAACUGAUGCAAAAAAGCCUAUAGUGCAGAAAUGUAAUAAAAUGCAGCAAAACCCUU
Messenger RNA from Seriola aureovittata, 8631 nucleotides. Its product is annotated as microtubule-associated serine/threonine-protein kinase 1-like. The record is from RefSeq and is a predicted model, not a curated record. NCBI's taxonomy places the organism in Eukaryota, Metazoa, Chordata, Actinopteri, Carangiformes, Carangidae. The transcript is spliced from 27 exons. Gene Ontology annotation, molecular function: ATP binding; protein serine/threonine kinase activity; magnesium ion binding. The coding region runs from base 1367 to 6586 and encodes 1739 amino acids. Gene Ontology annotation, biological process: intracellular signal transduction; peptidyl-serine phosphorylation.